Brettanomyces bruxellensis is the source of this 1227-nucleotide messenger RNA. RefSeq lists its product as uncharacterized. The transcript has a single exon. The record is from RefSeq and is a predicted model, not a curated record. Lineage: Eukaryota; Fungi; Ascomycota; Pichiomycetes; Pichiales; Pichiaceae. Bases 1 to 1227 code for a protein of 408 amino acids.
AUGAUCACUUUAAAUGCAUACAGUGAUAUGAUAUUCGUGGGCAUUAUACUAAUUGGAGCUAUCUUUUGUGGCAUUAUAAAGUCCGGUUUAGCAUCGAGAUGGGCUGAUGAUAAACCACUAGUGGAGAAGGCAGUUAAGGCUGAUAUUACUUCUAAUAAUAAUGAGGAUCCUUUCAAGAAGCGGGCAUUUAAGUUGAAGAAUCAUGAAGUUUCAGCGAAUGGUGUUGAGGAUAAGAUGGAUAGAUCUGAGAUGGAUCUAGAAUCCAAGGGGUAUAGCAAUGUUGGGGAUGAGGAAGAUGAAGAUGAAGAUGAAGAAUUUCACCCUGUGCCCAAAAAUCAACUAUCUAAGGAAACGCAACGUUUAUUCCCAGUUGAGACUUCCGAUCGGUUAGCUGAAACAGGCAAGGAGAGUCAGUCCAAGGGAUUGGCAAAGGGAAAGGGUGGUUCUGAUAAGAUGGAAAAGUCUGAAAAGUAUGAAAAGUAUGAAAGGUCUAAAAAGUCCGAAAAGUCUGAAAAAAGCACAUUUCUUCCGUCAAGGUGGGCAGAUGCACCUGCAAAGACAACCAGAGUACAUACAGAGCAACUCCUUACACCACCUCCAUCUUCAGAAGCUCACAGGAGGGCAGGAGGUACUAAUCACAGAAAGAGAGACACGAAAUAUUCACGAGAGCAUGUUUCUCCUGAAAGACAGCAGAAGGCCUCCAAGGAUACUGAUAACAGCCAUAAAUCCUCUUGGGGUGGAAACGGGACUACGCUCGCCGACAUGAUACGAAAUUCGGUGCCUCAGAAGGAGAAAAGCAAGAAUGUAAAGUCUAGAAACGACAGGAAACAUGAAAAUGAGCAGAAAGAAGACAAGCGGGACGGACAUCGCACAUUUGGAGGUCAUGAUGCAGACAGAAAGUUUGGAAAGAGGCAUUCUAGAGCUGAAUUAGACAGACGUGCGAAUUCUCACAAAGAGAAAGGUGGAUUAUCAAGCCGAAAUCAUUCCAAGAGGAAUAAUGGUAGAAGGGUAAGCUUUGAAGAUGAUCUACCUAGAGAGCAGAGACGGCACUCUAAAAGAGGCAGCCAGAAUACAGAUGGUGCAUUUUUCAGAGCUCCAUCUAAGCAAACACAUCAAAAGAAACCGGAAAAGAAGAUGAGUCAGGAACAGAUGAACGAGGAGUUUAAUGCAUUGAAGGAGGAGUUCGGUGCGAAGACAAACUGGGCUGAUGAUGACUUCCAGAUUUAA